UCCUCGAAGUUGUUCGGCUGCGCGGACGAACGUUGGAUCGUUGGGUUUGCUGAACGUAACGAGGAGAAAAAUGGCGAUGGCAACAACUCAAGUUAAAGGAAGCGGUUGGCCAAGGCGUUCAAGUAACAGUUCGUUUGAAGGGAAAGUGGUACAGAACCAGUCUGUAACUAUCAACAGGACAGUUAAUUUAUAUCCUUUGACAAACUAUACAUUUGGAACAAAAGAGCCACUCUUCGAGAAAGAUCCGUCGGUACCAGCAAGGUUUCAGCGCAUGAGAGAUGAAUUUGACAAAAUUGGAAUGCGUCGCAGUGUAGAAGGAGUUCUGUUGGUACACGAACACGGAUUGCCACAUGUUCUCCUUCUACAAUUGGGAACAACAUUCUUCAAGUUACCCGGAGGAGAACUAAACGCAGGAGAAGACGAGGUAGAGGGCCUAAAACGGCUCCUUACAGAGACAUUUGGACGUCAAGAUGGAGUCAAACAAGAAUGGGUGAUAGAAGAUACCAUUGGAAACUGGUGGAGACCUAACUUUGAACCACCUCAAUAUCCGUAUGUACCGCCACAUAUCACCAAGCCGAAAGAACACAAAAGGCUAUUUCUGGUUCAGUUACAAGAGAAAGCUUUAUUCGCAGUACCAAAAAAUUAUAAACUAGUCGCCGCACCAUUAUUCGAGUUGUAUGAUAAUUCACAAGGAUACGGUCCCAUCAUUUCCUCCUUACCACAGUCACUGUGCAGAUUUAAUUUUAUCUAUAUGUGAAAGAGAAACUAACAUAAGUGAGCAAGUGGAGUAAUUUUAUUUAAGUUAACAAAAAUUACUAUAAAUACAUGUAUGUAUGAGAUGACGAGUGAA
Molecule: messenger RNA, 850 nt
Organism: Dufourea novaeangliae
Lineage: Eukaryota; Metazoa; Arthropoda; Insecta; Hymenoptera; Halictidae
Gene: Cpsf5
Product: cleavage and polyadenylation specificity factor subunit 5
Exons: 6
Coding region: 71-757 (228 amino acids)
Cellular component (GO): mRNA cleavage factor complex
Molecular function (GO): mRNA binding
Source: RefSeq, a predicted model, not a curated record